This is a messenger RNA of Gekko japonicus, 1922 nucleotides long. RefSeq names its product hydroxysteroid (11-beta) dehydrogenase 2 (gene HSD11B2). The transcript is spliced from 5 exons. Lineage: Eukaryota; Metazoa; Chordata; Lepidosauria; Squamata; Gekkonidae. Gene Ontology annotation, molecular function: oxidoreductase activity. The coding region runs from base 28 to 1191 and encodes 387 amino acids. The record is from RefSeq and is a predicted model, not a curated record.
CUCGCCCCCCUCCCUCCCCCCCAGACCAUGGAGUUGGGCUGGGCGUGCAGCCACUCCGUCUGGCUGUGCUUCCUCGUCUGCCUCCUGAAGAGGCUCCUGCGCUGUGACCUGUUGCUGACUCCACGGCUGCUGCUGCAUGUGGGACUCGUGGUCCUGCUUCAGGCUGUCAGCCACCGCUUCCUGCCCCUGCCGCUCAGCGCUGCCCUCACUGGCACCGCCUGCUGGCUCGUCUUGGGAGGGGCCGCGCGCAGCCAGAGGAUCCCGGCUGCGGGGAAAGCCGUGUUCAUUACAGGGUGUGAUUCUGGCUUUGGAAAAGAGACGGCCGCUCACCUGGACUCCCUGGGACUUAAGGUCUACGCCAGCGUGCUGGACUUGAACGGCCCAGGGGCAAAAGAGCUGCGGCAGAGCUGCUCCUCCCAGCUGACCCUGCUGGAAAUGGACCUGACCAAACCUGAGGACAUCCAGAAAGCCCUGCACUUUAUCAAGGCUCAGACUGAGAGAGCAGGGCUCUGGGGCCUGGUGAAUAACGCCGGAUUCAACGAUGUCAUUGCUGACGCUGACCUGACUCCGCUACACAACUUCCGUGCUUGCAUGGAGGUGAACUUCUUUGGGGCCUUGGAGCUGACCAAAGGCCUGUUGCCUUUGUUACGUGCAUCACAAGGGAGGAUAGUGACAGUCAGCAGCCCAGCAGGUAAUUUGCCAUUCCCCUGCUUAGCGGCCUAUGGGACCUCCAAAGCUGCACUUAGCCUCCUCAUGGAUACCUUCCAGAGUGAACUUGCACCCUGGGGCAUCAAAGUGAGCGUCGUCUUUCCUGGGUAUUUCAAAACGGGAAGUACUUGCGAUCCCGAGUUCUGGAAGGGAAAGAAACAUCAGCUGCUCGCGGCUCUACCUCCUGACCUGCUGGAGGACUACGGGGAAGAAUACAUCGAGGAGAUCAACAAGCAGUUUGUCAUUUUCAUGAAGACAGCUGUCGAGGACCUCAGCCCCGUGGUGGACAGCAUAGCCGAAGGCCUCCUCUCCCCUCAGCCUCUCGCGAAAUACUACCCCGGCAGGGGCCUCGGGCCGAUGUACUUUGUCCACCACUACUUGCCCCACACCGUCCGUGACUUAUUGCUGAGAACCUUUUUCAUCAAGCCCAAGCUGCCCAGGGCCCUGCAGUUGAAGCAGAGCGAGGCCCCCCACGCCGACUGACACUCGUUUUGGUCCCCGGGACACGAGAAGCCAAGGGGGGGACGUCUCCCCUCCGUCCCUCCCGCUACCAAACGAGCCCCCGGUGGAAUGUGCUUCCGCUGGAGAGGUUAUCCUUUUGAUCGCUUGGUGCCCCUCCAUCAUGGUUUGGAAUUGCCUUGGGAGGUGAGGGGAAGGGAAGGCACCCAUCGUCCCUUCCUUUCCUACAGUGCAAGAAGCCAAAGUUCUCAGAAGAUGCUGGGGGGAGGGGCCACAGCCAGUUCAGUGGGAGUUGUACAGGUGGUCUGGAGGAAUGAGGUGGGGAGGGAUCCCCAUCCUUGGCCUUUCUCUCCCCAGCUGGCUUCUCUCUUACACCUCAGCCAUGCGAUAUACCUCCAUAAACUCGGACUAAAGCCAAACCAACCUUUCCUUGCUGCUCGGAGACCCGUGAUCUCAGUCAUAGCGGGUCCCCCUCCAAGAGACAACAGACAUUUCCUUGACUUGCCAAGUAGACCAACCAUACCUUUGCUGCUGCUGGGUGGGGUGGGUGGGUACUUUGCAAGCCCUCCUACCCUUUCCUCAGAGUCUCAGCGGCAUGCAGGAGCUGAGCCAAGAAGGCCGUGUUGCCUCUGGCAACGGGCAGGGACCUCUCAUGCUGACAAGCCACCAUCGUCACAGGAAGAAUUAAAUAAAAAUAAGUUAUUUCCACUUUGUCUACAUCUCUUGGGGAGUCUUCAUGAAAGUGUCAGUCUAGA